Messenger RNA from Haliotis rubra (blacklip abalone), 1812 nucleotides. Its product is annotated as sulfur carrier protein adenylyltransferase-like. Gene Ontology annotation, biological process: tRNA wobble position uridine thiolation; protein urmylation. The transcript has 12 exons. Gene Ontology annotation, molecular function: adenylyltransferase activity; thiosulfate-cyanide sulfurtransferase activity; URM1 activating enzyme activity. The record is from RefSeq and is a predicted model, not a curated record. Gene Ontology annotation, cellular component: cytosol; cytoplasm. NCBI's taxonomy places the organism in Eukaryota, Metazoa, Mollusca, Gastropoda, Lepetellida, Haliotidae. Bases 37 to 1395 code for a protein of 452 amino acids.
UCUCAGUCACGUGACCAAGCACCGGCACGUUUUACCAUGGAACAGGUGGAAAUACGUCGCUUAAAACUGGAGCUGGAGGCCAAAGACAAGGAAAUUGAGAGACUGAGAGCAGCAAUGGAAGACAAGGCUGAUUUUGAAACAGUGACUGAAGUAAGUGGUCCAUCAACGGAAACAAGCAAAAGAGUCGCUGAGCUGACAAAAGAAGGUAUUGGUCGUUACAGCAGGCAGCUCAUUCUUCCUGAGAUAGGUGUUCCAGGUCAGUUAAAAUUACAGAAGUCCUCUGUACUGAUUGUUGGCGCUGGUGGUUUGGGAUGUCCAGCUGCAAUCUACCUGGCAGCAGCAGGGAUAGGUAAGCUGGGUGUUAUAGACUACGAUGAGGUGGAGCUGAGUAACUUGCAUCGUCAGGUGCUACACACAGAGGACAGAGUCGGUGUUGCCAAGUCGGCAUCAGCCACACAUGCAUGCAAGAGGCUGAACUCUUCAGUACAGUAUGUUCCGUAUCGACUUCAGCUGGACAGCUCAAAUGCCCUGGACAUCAUCUCACAGUAUGAUGUUGUGUUGGAUGCCAGUGACAAUGUGGCGACCCGCUACCUGCUGAGCGAUGCCUGCGUGAUGGCAGGGAAGUCCCUGGUGUCGGGUAGCGCCCUGAGGUUCGAGGGGCAGCUGACGGUGUACAACCACCAAAAGGGACCGUGCUACAGAUGCCUCUUUCCUAAACCUCCCCCUCCCGAAACAGUCACCAACUGCUCCGAGGGUGGUGUGCUGGGAGUAGUCCCGGGGAUCAUUGGGUGUCUGCAAGCCCUGGAAGCAGUGAAGAUCAUGGCGCAGAUAGGCACCAGUUUCAGCCAGCGCCUGCUGCUGUUUGAUGCCCUGGACGGGAUGUUCCGCACCAUCAAACUACGUCCCCGACAGCCGCAGUGUCCAGUGUGUGGAGACAACCCCUCCAUCACCCAGCUCAUCGACUAUGAACAGUUCUGUGGGGCCAGAGCUUCUGACAAGGAACAUGCCCUAACAGUAUUACAUGACACAGAGAGAAUCUCCCCAAAAGUUUACCAAGAGAUGCUAGUGAAGCGGUCACCUCACGUAUUGGUGGACGUACGGACAGAAGUGGAGAUGGGCAUCUGUCAACUACCACACCCAUCAGUCAAUAUUCCAAUAUCUUCAGUAAACAAAGGUGAUUGUAUAGAGAGGUUGAAAGCCUCCAUCAAGAAACAGUCGACAAGUGAUAACAGCCCAGUGUCAGUUGUGCUAGUUUGUCGUCGAGGUAAUGACUCUCAGAAUGCAGUCAGGUCCCUUCAAGAUUCCUUGUCAGACUGUAAUGUAACACUGAAGGACAUCCGUGGCGGCCUGCAUGCCUGGGCCAGACAGGUGGACAAGGAUUUCCCCGUUUACUGAAGGACAGCUGUGGAGGUCUGGGCCAGACAGGUGGACAAGGACCGUGUUAUGUGACACCGAGAGGAACACUUGUGAUGGGAUACUUGUAGAAAAAUUACACUUAAGGUGUUAACAUGCAUCUUUUCCAUGGUUUGGUUGCGGGAACAUUCCUUGGCACAUAAAAAUAAUCCCCCCACGAUUUUGAUGCACAUAAUUUAACCAGGAUAUGAUUAUCACGUACAUAGACAAGAGCCAUCACAGAUCAAGAGGAGGAAAUAGUCUGAGACCAUGAAGAUCUCCCCAUAUAGGUUUGGUGCCAAUUGUUGACUUGCACAAAUAUGUAUUGGGUAGAUAUUGAUAAUAACAAUUGAAUUCUUGUAUGUAUAUGUCAUUUUAUUUACACAUCCAUGUACAUAUAAGGAAGAGUUAUUUCUCUGA